AUGGAUCCCAUCAUGAAGCUCCUCGAGGACGACGAAGAGGACGAGAGCAUGCACUCGGGCGCUGACGUCGAGGCCUUCACGGCGGCGCUGAAUCGCGAGGUGGAGGGCAGCGCCAGCAGCAGCAGCAGUGCCGCCGCUGCCUUCUCCUUCCAGCCGCUGGAUCACGCCGCUGGUACAUUACCUCAGAAAAGCAACCCAGUAGUAAACAACAGUCAUGGACAGUGGCAAGGUUCAGUAAAGAAUGACAGUGGAAACCAGGAGAGCCAACAGCAGGAAGAAAAACAUUUAUAUUGCAAAAAAGAGCAGUCAUCCGGACCUGAAGCAGUUCCCAUAGGUGCUGAUAACAAACAACUUCACUCUAAUACUCAAAUUGAAUGUUUACAGCUAAAGGUUAAGCGAGAGCCAGGAAACAAUGCUCAACAAAGCACUGUUGGUCAGCAGCAGCCUAUGCAACAAAUAAAGAGUCAACAACCACCAGGCACAAACCAAACCAAUAGUAGUCCAGCUAUGGUGGGAAAACCUCCUGUUGUUACAUUUCAUAUGCUAAUCCCGAUUUUGAGACGCUACCUUGACAAAGACAGGGAUAUACAAGUUCAGUCCAUUUUUGCAAAGUUACGGAAAAAUGAGGUCAGCAAGGAACAUUUUUUAAAGGUUAUUAGGACUAUUGUUGGUGAUAAGUUGCUCAAGCAAGCUGCUUCACAAUAUCAAAUGCAGGCUGCUCAGGCACAACGGAAUCCCCCGGCAAACCCAAGCAGUUAUUCUAUGUCAAGUCAAGUCCCAGGUCAGCAAAAUGAGAGCCCAAGACCGCCUCAAUUUCGACCGUCCUCAUCAGGCCAAAUGCAGAGUAACAUGGGUUAUGCAGCUUCAGAAGGCAACUUACAAAAGCCUAAUGAAACUGGUAACAUGUCAGAUAGGAAAGGGUUGCAGAUGCUACAAAGCCGUCCACCUAAUAUCCACUCAAUCCCACUGCAAGCAACCCAGGAUCAUGUGCAGCGUCCGCAGACAUUUUUGCCAGCCUUAGGGGCAAAUAAUAUUCAUUCUUGUCAAGUUCCACAGUCAGUUGGAGGUCCAAUUGCACCACUUAGACCGCAGAUGACAGAUUCCAGUCAAAGAGGACAAUCAGUCCAGGGAGGUGUUGCCAGUGUUCUUGGCAGUAUGGCCACACGGCCAGCAUUGCAAAAUAAUCAACCUUCACAGCAACAACCAAACAAGGAGCAGAAAACUAAUUCUUUCACUCCAACAGUACAUAUGAACAAAGAAACUGCUAACCAACCCUCUGAAUCUGGACAGAGCUCUUUUGCCGCCUUGAAUGCGAAACAAGUCAACCCAGGCCUUCUAUCUUCAAAGGUUGGUGGUGUUUUGGAAAAUCAAUCAUCUACGUUGGCCACUCCUAAAUCUUUGACGACAACAAGCUCAAGUCAACCUGAUCCGUCUUAUGGAACUCCAGCAGAACUUAACAUGCAGAUUCAACCUAGUACUCAAGCACCUCCUUCUGGAGCAGCUUCCAAAACACCUGAAAAGAAGCCACCUGCUGGGCAGAAGAAACCUUUGGAAGCAAUUGGCUCAUCCCCUCCACCAUCUGGCAAAAAGCAGAAGGGAUCUGGAGGCUUCCAUGAUCAAAGCAUUGACCAGCUGAAUGAUGUUACUGCAGUUAGUGGUGUUAAUCUGAGGGAAGAAGAGGAGCAACUUUUCUCUGCUCCCAAGGAAGAGAGUCGAGUUUCAGAAGCUGCUCGUAAAGUUGUACAACUGGAAGAAGAAAGGCUCAUUCUACAGAAGGGGCCUCUGACAAAGAAAUUAGCAGAGAUCAUGAGAAAAUAUAAUCUGAAGAGCAUAGGAUGUGACGUAGAGCGUUGUCUAUCGAUGUGCGUUGAGGAGCGGUUACGAGGAUUCAUAAGCAAUACAAUAAGGCUUUCAAAACAGAGGGUUGAUGUUGAAAAAUCAAGACAUCAUUAUUAUCCUUUAUCUUCGGAUGUUCGGAGUCAUAUACUGAGGGUGAACCGGGAAGCUAGAGAACAGUGGGACAGGAAGCUGGCGGCAGAUGCCAACAGAAUCAGGAAACAGAGUGAUGGAGAUGACAAUUCAGUUGUUUCUUCAGAAAAGGACAAGGCUGAGAGCCGUGGAACAUCAAAGCAUGCUAAGACUUACAAGGAGGAAGAUGAUAAAAUGAGAACAACAGCUGCAAAUGCUGCUGUGCGAGUUGCAGCAGGGGGAGAUGACAUGCUUUCAAAGUGGCAAUUGCUAGCUGAAAAAAAUAAACUGAGAGGUGAAGGAGGCGAUGGUUCUUCUGACUCACUGCCAGGUACCAUGUUGCCUCACAAGCUUUCACCAAAAGCAGGAAAGGGCUCAAGAGAACAGCAGGAAAUUGAAAAGCGAGGCUAUUUUUCAAUGCUUGGUCCUGUAGGUGGCGUUAGAAGGUCAGCACACAUGAAAGUGGCGCGUAGCAUCACGGUGAAGGAUGUGGUUGCGGCACUUGAGAGAGAGCAUCAGAUGUCAAAAUCGUCUUUGCUAUUCCGGUUACACGGGAGACAGUCGACAGAACCAGCUUCGAAAUAG
This is a messenger RNA of Triticum turgidum subsp. durum (durum wheat), 2553 nucleotides long. NCBI's taxonomy places the organism in Eukaryota, Viridiplantae, Streptophyta, Magnoliopsida, Poales, Poaceae. The record is from the annotation of a GenBank genome assembly.